GGAGAGAUGAACGACGGUGAGAAAUGGAGCAUGGCUAGCUACACAGGGGGUUCACAAGACAAGACAGUGAUCAAUCCGAUAAUGCUAAGAUUCCGACCGAUAGCUCCAAAACCGGCCUCCGGAGAGUCAGGUUCUGGUGGGGUUCAGUUUGAUAACAAAAGCUUGUUGCUUUGUAAGCCCCGAACUAAAAGAAAGUACGUUAGGGUUCGAAAGAAUAAUAUCAAGACAAAGAAACGAUCAUCAUCAGAUCAUCUUCAUAAUGAAGAAGCUUCAAAGAAUCCUGAAAAGAUUGUUACUUUGCAGUUAUUACCAGAGAAAUCCGAACCAAAUGGAUUGAUUAACAAGCAAAACGGUGCAGUUUUGGAGCAAAAUCAAGAUCCACCUUUUUUAUUUAACUUGAACUUCAACAGCCGUUGGGUUGAUCAUAUCGGAGUUGUUGAAGAACCUGAUCGGACGGUGGUGGAGUCGUGGGUGACGGUGGAGUGCGUGACAGACAGUUGCAUGGAAGGAAGAGAGCUAGGGAGUACGGACAUGGAAAGGAUGAAGAAUCUGGAAGCUGACACGUGUCCAGGCUUUAUAUCAGAUGGUUUGAACAGGGUUCGGUGGGUUAACGAAGCUUACAAGAGGAUGUUGAGGGUUGGGGAAGGGAAUCAGGGGCUAUCAUCACCGCCGGAGAUAAUGGUUUGGCUUGUGAUUAAACAAGAGUUGCCUAGGCUUUGCAGUGCAUUUUCAUGCAAGGUAAGGUUGCAGUACACGUUGAAGAAGGACAAGUGCUCGAGAACGUUGCCGUGUGAUGCCUGGAAACUGGAUGGUGGUGGUGGUUUUGCAUGGCGGCUGGACAUCGAGGCUGCUCUCAGUCUUGGCCGUUAAGGAAAAUCACAUAUCUAAGGAGUAAAUAAAGAGAAAAAUGAAGCAAAUCAGUAGAAAAAUCAGGGACAAAUGGCGUUUGAAAGCUCCUGUUCAGCCCUCAACUUUAGACCUAGGAUUCCACUUCCCAGAUAACUAAGCAAGGUUAAGAAUCAAAGCACUAAAACAGCCAAGACCACAAUAAUACAAACUUAUGAACAAAAAUUAAUAGUUUUUCCCAAAGUACAAUAAUGGAGCUGAGGUGUGUCUGUUGCAAACAUUUCAAGGCAAAUUAUGCAAGAAGGGUUGAAAACACACUCACAUUGGGUUAAAGCAAAACAAGUUCAGGAAGUAUUGAAAAUUCUCAUAUUAGGCACCAGCUAGGCUAUAGCUCUCGCUCUCUCUCCUCAAACCUAACUGCUACUAGUAAUGGCUCAUAGAUAAGUGUUAUAUCAUAGAGUUAUUCUUGAAUCUUUUAUACGUUUGUCACACUAAAUCCAAAAGACUUAAAGUUCAUGGAUGAAAAUAUUGAGGAAAAUAUAUAAAUUGGGGG
Messenger RNA from Durio zibethinus, 1399 nucleotides. RefSeq lists its product as uncharacterized. The record is from RefSeq and is a predicted model, not a curated record. Lineage: Eukaryota; Viridiplantae; Streptophyta; Magnoliopsida; Malvales; Malvaceae.